AUGGGCAAAAAAUCAAAGUCAUCCUCCAAGACGGAGGAGAAGACCAGCAAGCCCGCUGCCACUCUUCCCUUUGGUGGUGCAUCUCUGGACCCAACAUUAUCCUCGCUUUUUGCGCAAAGUGCUGGUCCUGUGAAAGCCCCCGUGAUCAAGUAUGUCGAGCCCAUCCAACGGGCGAAAAAGGACGAAGAUGAUGCUGUUGAAGAGGAGGACCUAUCAUCUGCCUCAGACGAUGAAGUAAUGGAGGAUGGCGCCGAAGAAGAUGAUUCUGAGGCUGUAGAGGAAGAAGAACAACCUACCGAUACCCAGAACCGGAAACGCAAGCGUGGCAGUGCCGGUGAGGAUGUCGAGGAGACAUAUAUGCGUCGCAUUGCAAAGGAGGAGGAGAAGGACGAGGAAAAGAGGAAGGCCGAGCACGCAAAACGCCAAAAGCAGACUGAACAAGAAAGCACCAAAGAUGACGAAGGCGAGGACUCCGACAAAGCAUCGGCAUCAGAAGACAGCGAUGCAGAGGAGACCGCUCCUGCACCUGUGCACGAGAGCUUGACUGGUGCCGCCAAGGCCGAUGAAGUUGAGAAGUCUAACCGCACUGUCUUCCUGGGCAAUGUCUCCACCGAGGCUAUCAAGUCCAAGACCGCCAAGAAGACACUCCUCCGGCACCUGGCCUCCUUCUGCUCAUCACUUCCUGAAUCCACUGGCCCGCACAAGAUCGAGUCGAUCCGUUUCCGCUCUACUGCGUUCGCCAGUGGUGGUGCUAUUCCCAAGCGUGCUUCCUUCGCCAAGCGCGAGAUUCUCGAUGAAACCACGCCCAGCACCAACGCAUACGCCGUCUACACCACUCCCCACGCCGCACGCAAGGCCCCCGCCGCCUUGAACGGUACGAUGGUUUUGGAUCGCCAUUUGCGAGUUGAUAGCCUUGCUCACCCCGCAGAAAUCGACCACAAGCGCUGUGUCUUUGUCGGCAACCUGUCUUUCAUUGACAGUGAGACUCCCGAGGAGGAUGAGAAGACUGGCAAGAAGAAGAAGGCUCGCGCUCCCGCCGACAUUGAGGAGGGUCUCUGGCGGAUUUUCAAUGCCCACACUGGAGGCAAGGACAAGAAGGCCAUCAAGAAGAACGUCGAGUUCGUGCGCGUGAUUCGUGACAGCACUACUCGUGUUGGCAAAGGAUUUGCCUAUGUCCAGUUCUAUGAUGGCAAUGGUGUUGAGGAAGCCCUUCCGCUCAAUGGAAAGAACUUCCCACCCAUGCUUCCCCGUAAGCUGCGUGUCACACGGGCCCGCAAGAUCACCAAGAAGCGCGAACCCUCCGGCCCUGAAAACAAAAAGGCUCGUAUAGACGAGGCUCAGAAGACCAUGCAAGGACGUGCUACUAGGCUACUGGGCCGGGCAGGUGCGGCCAAGGUUAAGGCCGAUGCCAACAGCACCAUUGCUGGCAACUCGUUCGUGUUUGAGGGUCACCGUGCUACUGAAGGAUCAUCAUCCAUCAAAAUGAAGCAAAAGAGCCGUGGCUCGAAGGCCAAGCGAGAGAGCCGAAGCAGCAAGCGGGCUGCCGCAUACAAAGCUGCGGGUGGCAGAAGGGGCUGA
Messenger RNA from Penicillium vulpinum, 1578 nucleotides. It is a transcript of the gene nop12, whose product is annotated as rRNA-processing protein NOP12. Bases 1 to 1578 code for a protein of 525 amino acids. The transcript is spliced from 2 exons. Lineage: Eukaryota; Fungi; Ascomycota; Eurotiomycetes; Eurotiales; Aspergillaceae. The record is from RefSeq and is a predicted model, not a curated record. Gene Ontology annotation, molecular function: RNA binding.